UGAAAGUGCCGUUACCUUUCACUUCCGUCACUGACAACUCGGCCAAUCCAAACUCACUUCGAUCAUCGAAGUUGUCACAGCCAGGGGAGGGUGACAGUCAUGACUUUGUCUCUAGGCUACUGAUAGAACUAGAUAGAGAGAGAUGAACGCUUACUAGUUACUACCAUUUAUAUAUCUAAACCUUUCCUUUUGGUGCAAACUUUCUCUCUCCUCGUCUUAUGGUGGAAGACCAUAAAAAAACCAGAUACGGGUUGACGUCUUGACGGUUUCUUACUCAUAAUUCGUGUCUUACUCAGUCUCGUUUUCUCUCUGAUAGAUAUUAUAUCUUUCUCUUUCUAUUUUCUCGCUAUCAAAGUUGAAGACUUGUGGCUCCGUUUUCCCGAGAAUCAUGAUGCUUUUCUGCUUUUGAGAAUGGUUGCUUUUUAGAUAAACUUUAUUUCGAGGUGGGUUUGUGUUUAUAUAGUUUCGAAGGGUGGCGUGAGCUCUUUUUUCUUCUUUUUUUUUUUUGGGUGAGGAUUUUCGUUUUUGAAGGGAUGUUGGGAAAGUUUGUUGGGUUUGAGGAACUGGGAUUGUUUUGUUUUUGAGUGAAAAGAUUAUGAGAUUGAGUGUUGGGCUUUGUUUUCGGACGAAGUUUCUGAGCUACUGUUUUCUCUUUACCUUGCUUAUUUACGAGAGGGCUGCACGAAAAGAUUGUAUGAGGACUUUGACUUUUGCUUGAAACUUUACCAAAUUUGGACAAAGUGAGUGUGGUUUAAGAACUUGGCUGGAACAUAGUUUGUUUUAGCUUUUGGUGACGUUUUGGGAACUGGGUAUCUUAAAUUGGGCUGUGGCUGUAUUCAGCAUAUAGUUGUGGUAGUUUAACGGCUGUUGAUCAGGCUGAGGAUUCGAAGAGGACUUUUUCGUCAUUGUUCUGCCUUCUGCCAACUGUCUUUUUGAAUGCCCAGAUAUAAUACAAACCUCGUCUGAAUGGGGACUGAUGUUGUCGAAGCUGCCGGAGCAGCCACUAAGAUUAGCUCCUCUUUUAAGGUUCAUUGUUUGAUGUGCUUAAAGCUCAAGGCAUUAGUUGAUAGAAUUUCGAAUAUAAAACCAAAAAUAGAAGAUGCACGACCUCGGUGCUCAACAGGGAUACGUGCUUUAUGCACAUUAUCUCAAACCAUUGAGAAAGCCAAGUUAAUUCUCGAGUAUUGCAGCAACUCUAGUAAACUCUAUCUGGCAGUAACAGGGGAUGUGAUACUUUCAAGAUGUAAAAAAUCAAAGAACUUAUUUGAGCAAAGCUUAUCCCAAAUUCAAGAUAUGGUUCCAGUUUUACUAUCAGCAGAGAUUUCUCAGAUAGUUGAUAAUCUUGCAGCCGAAACAUUUGAUUUGGAUCAUUGUGAAGAAGAGGCUGGGAAGGUUCUACGAGAGUUGAUCCAUGGAGGUACUUCUUCAUCAGAUUCCAUGGAAACUUCUGAAACUAGAGCUCUUCAACUUGCAGCGUCAAGGCUCCACAUUUUUUCAGCCAAGGAUAUUCUAUUAGAAAAAAGAGCAAUUCAAAAGUUGCUGCAUAGGGUUUCUGAGACUGAUUCUACUAAGAAGAAGAUAUUAACAUACUUCUUGUAUCUAUUCAAGAAGUAUGGAAACUUGAUCAUCCCAGAUCAAACAGAAACUGCCUCUGCUUGUUGUCGAAGCUCAUUUCAAUUGGAAAGUUCUGGUAAUGGCUUUGCAAGUAAUCGAUCUGCUGAAGUGAAACCGCGUAGUAGACACAGGCUGCAUGAGCUCGAGAAUAAUAUGAUGAUGAGAGCUGUGCCCCCUGAGGAAUUCAGGUGCCCCAUUUCUUCCAGAUUGAUGUACGAUCCAGUUGUCAUUGCGUCUGGACAAUCAUAUGAAAGGAUGUGGAUCCAAAAGUGGUUUGAUGAGGGCAAUGAUACCUGUCCGAAAACUGGCACGAAAUUAACACAUUUGUCAUUGACUUCAAAUGUUAGCAUGAAGGAUUUAAUUUCAAGGUGGUGUAGUCAAAAUGGGGUCAACCUUACCGACCCGAGUGCAGCACCAGAAGCACUGCACUCAUUGGAGUUUUCCUCAACUUCCAUUGCUAGCUUUAGCAGUUCCAUGAAUGACAUACGACUGCAAAUGGAUUUUAGCAACGUAUCGCUUGGAUCCAUAGACACCAGUUUCAGUUCGGAUUCUUCACGCAAUAAGACAACCAAUGGCUUGAAUUCUGCACAGAUUGAUGAUGGUUCUGGUAAAUUUCAGUCAUGUACUAAAAACACUGAGCCUGAGUUGGAAUUUUUAUCCAACCUGGGUGAGCUUUCUUGGGACUCCCGAUGUAAGGUUGUUGAAGAAGUCAAAAGGCAUUUGAAACGCAAUGAAAAAACCUAUUAUUCUCUGUCAAAUGAGAAUUUUGUUGAACCACUGGUAGCAUUUUUAAGGGAUGCACAUGAUUCUAAUGAUGUAAAUGCUCUGAAGAAUGGAUUGCAGUUACUGUUGACAUUUGUGAACAAAAACAGGAAUGAAGUACUGUAUCUACGUGAAGAUGCAUUUGGUCUCUUAUCAUCAUUUCUGGAUUCAGUAGUAGCUGAAGAAGUUUUCACCAUCAUGGAAGUUUUGUCCAGCUACCCUUAUUGUAGAUCAAAGAUCCUGGCUUCUGGUGCUCUAAAAUCCAUUAUAAGAGCUCUCAACUCACAGCUCAGAGAUUUACAGGAGAACGCAGUAAAAGUUUUGUGCAACUUGUCCGCAAACAAUGACAUUUGUUCUCAUAUUGCUUCUUUCGAGUGCAUCCCAAAGUUGGUUUCCUUGCUUACUGAUAAAGCUCUUGUUGAAAAGUGUUUACUUAUAAUGAAAAAUCUCUGCAAUACUGAAGAAGCUAGGACAUCUGUUGCUGAGACUAGCGGAUGCAUUGCUUCUAUUUCUGAAGUUCUUGAAAAUGGCAGUUCCGAAGAGCAAGAGCAUGCUGUUGAUAUCCUCCUCUCUUUAUGCUCUCAACGAAUUGAAUAUUGUGAGAUGGUCAUGGAAGAGGGCGUCAUCCCUCCUCUUGUCAACAUUUCUAUCAAUGGGAACGAUAGGGGUCGGGUGAAUGCGUUGGAACUUCUCCGGCAACUAAGAGAUGUUAGCAGUGAGCCAGAAUGCCCUACAUUUGAUCUUGAUGCUAACAGAGAGAGCUAUCACAUUACUGAAAAAAAACCGUCUAAGACAUCAGCAUUCUUUGGGAGAAUUACGAGGUUCUCGAAAAACAAUGGGAAAAGAAAAUGAAGUUUAUGUCUUCAGCUAGAUUCAGAUAAGGUAGUCUCAGAAUCUUUUCUGGUUUUGAUCAAUGAUCGAUAUGAUAACUUGAGAGCUUUGUUCUUAAAUGGAGGGGAGAUGCAACCUGUCUUAGCUUAGCCAGGCUUGAUGUUUUUUUUUUUGCUCUACUAGUUAUGCAGUUUCUAUUUUAAUUAUUAUUAUUAUUAUUAUUAUUUAUUUGAUAUAAUUUUCUCUUUUAGGAGUGCCAAUUUAUUUGUCAUUUAUAGUGCAUGGAUACAAAAAAUGUAUAGUUCUGUAGUACUUGAUGUAUCUCUGCAGUUGACUUGUGGAUUGGUUUGCAUGCAUAUAUAAAAGAUGUGUUUUUGUACA
Messenger RNA from Humulus lupulus (European hop), 3588 nucleotides. RefSeq names its product U-box domain-containing protein 5-like. Gene Ontology annotation, molecular function: protein binding; ubiquitin-protein transferase activity. Gene Ontology annotation, biological process: protein ubiquitination. The transcript is spliced from 6 exons. Lineage: Eukaryota; Viridiplantae; Streptophyta; Magnoliopsida; Rosales; Cannabaceae. Gene Ontology annotation, cellular component: nucleus; cytoplasm. Bases 967 to 3228 code for a protein of 753 amino acids. The record is from RefSeq and is a predicted model, not a curated record.